UUAGUCCAGGACAUCAACAUUUCCCUGUGGCGAACACCAGAAGAUGUGAGGUCGGACAAAAGCAUCUUCAAAAAUCAGGGCGAGUGGGAGCUGGUGGGGGUGUUCACCCAGUUCCAGGAGUUCAGUCUAGAAACCAGUAACAGCUAUGCAGAAAUGAAGUUCUAUGUGGUCAUUCGCCGGCGGCCUUUAUUCUACGCAGUCAGCCUCUUACUGCCCAGUAUCUUCCUCAUGGUCGUGGAUAUUGUGGGCUUCUGUCUGCCCCCGGACAGUGGUGAGAGAGUCUCUUUCAAGAUCACGCUCCUUCUGGGAUACUCAGUCUUUCUCAUCAUUGUGUCAGACACACUGCCAGCAACCGCCAUCGGCACUCCCCUCAUUGGUGUCUACUUUGUAGUGUGCAUGGCUCUGUUGGUGAUAAGCCUCGCUGAGACCAUCUUCAUUGUGCGGCUGGUGCAUAAGCAGGACCUACAGCGGCCAGUACCUGACUGGUUGAGGCACCUGGUCCUAAACAGAAUAGCCCGGCUGCUCUACCUUGGGGAGCAGCCCAUGGCCCAUAGGCCCCCAGCCACCUUCCAAGCCAACAAGACUGAUGACUGCUCAGCCAUGGGAAACCACUGCAGCCAUGUUGGAGGACCUCAGGACUUGGAGAAGACCCCAAGGGGCAGAGGUAGCCCUCUUCCACCACCAAGGGAGGCCUCACUGGCUGUGCGUGGUCUCUUGCAAGAGCUGUCCUCCAUCCGCCACUUCCUGGAGAAGCGGGAUGAGAUGCGGGAGGUGGCAAAGGACUGGCUUCGAGUGGGGUAUGUGCUGGACAAGCUGCUGUUCCGUAUCUACCUGCUGGCUGUGCUGGCCUACAGCAUCACCCUGGUCACGCUCUGGUCCAUUUGGCAUUAUUCUUGAGUGGGCACAGCCUGGUAGGGAGAGGUUAUGGGGCUGGUUAGGGUAAGGAUGGGGGAGUUCCCCCUUAGGUCCUGCAUCUUGUUUCCAACACCAAUUCAUCUGAGCAACCCCAAUCCCCUUGUCCCCUAAACUUAGUGCUGAAGACCUAGUCUGCCUUCCUGACUUCCCUAUCAUGCUUGAUAUUCUAGAUCAAGAGAAACCACGCACCUUCUAACUUUACUUAUCAAGGCAUCAAGCCCUGGUUUCCUUUCCAGUACCUCUAUGAUUACGGACGCUGGAAUUGCUCAUUUCCACACAUUUUUUUUUGAUCAAAGAAAAGCAAAUCUUCUCAUUCUGCAUUUAUUUUAUCUAGCUCCUAAUAGCUCCAUCUUCAGGUCACCUCUGGGCACUUUCCUAGUACUCAGCUUCAUCUGCCAGUGUGGGCAGGGGAUAAUAAAAUGCUAUGGUAUCUUA
Molecule: messenger RNA, 1350 nt
Organism: Grammomys surdaster
Lineage: Eukaryota; Metazoa; Chordata; Mammalia; Rodentia; Muridae
Product: 5-hydroxytryptamine receptor 3A
Exons: 4
Biological process (GO): signal transduction; chemical synaptic transmission; regulation of membrane potential
Cellular component (GO): synapse; postsynaptic membrane; neuron projection
Molecular function (GO): neurotransmitter receptor activity; extracellular ligand-gated monoatomic ion channel activity; transmembrane signaling receptor activity
Source: RefSeq, a predicted model, not a curated record